Molecule: messenger RNA, 1212 nt
Organism: Vollenhovia emeryi
Lineage: Eukaryota; Metazoa; Arthropoda; Insecta; Hymenoptera; Formicidae
Exons: 2
Coding region: 1-627 (208 amino acids)
Source: RefSeq, a predicted model, not a curated record
AUGUGGAGAUCAUCAAAAAGGCUGAUCAUCGAUUGCAUACAGUUCGUCAUUAGAUGCGGCCGCAGUAAUUUCGAUGCGGAUGAUUUGGAUGACAUCUCCGAUUACGACGUCCUGGAUGUUCCUAGUAAUGUAGCGAUAUUCACCCCCGCUGUUGCGAGAAGUAUAUGUCGCGGUUUGCAAAAUGCCAGUAUCGUAAUAGCGAACGAGAAGUCGCGGGCGAUUAAUCUCGGCAACGAUAAAAAUCAUCGUUUCAUUUUGUUGUCUUGGCUUGCCCUCGGCGUUCUUGACGGCGCAAGCCAGGGCGGAAACGAUCGAUAUUGUAGACCCGGGGUAGCUUUACGACAAGACACCAAGUGCUUAAAUCGACGGUUCAACGUCCUCGCAGUGCAUUUCCAACCGCAAACGUUCGGGCUGCCAAGGCAACCGCGCCAGGACGACCUCCAGCAUCGACCGGACGCGCCGGGAGCGAGGAGGACCUCACCGCCGGAAGUGGUGAGCAAGGUGUUGCAGGCCCUCGAGGAGAUGGGCGAGCCCGUGGGACCGUCGGCAGAGAAGGUGCUCAGGGCUUCGUCGAGACCCCUAGGGUACCUGCUGCAUUUAGGAACACCAUCGGCGAGGACGAGCUAACAGAUUCGCCACUUCGCAGUUUCAACCAACUUCUACCCUGGAGUCCGUAUCCGGGGAUCUUGUUACCUCGGACCGCUCGGGACUUUCGCACUUGUGGACUCCCAGAAGAAGCGAACGAACCGUCCGUGUAGAAUAUUCGACGCCUCGUUCUUGUGACUUUACCCUCUUCUCCCUUCCUCUUGUACGGACACUUAAGUCACGUCUUAAUUGUGUAAUAAUAUUGUGUGCGUAUAUAAAAAUAAACUGCAUACGAUACCUGAAAGAUCCGGAGACUUUGCAGUUUCGAUUGCUUAUCAAGAAUCGCUGAUUGCGUUUUUCAUAUGCGAUCGUGUAUUCUGUCUGGUUAUGUAUUAUAUAUUAUUUCGUUGAAAAAUGUAUCGACGACGAAAGCUAUUACAAUAAAAUCUUAUUACAACAAAUAUGGUCCAAUUUCCGAGUUGAAUUCUUCACAGUGAAAUUUCGUUAAAUUCCCAGUUGACCAUGUAUUGACAUAGAAAAUAGCUUCAUUCUCGUGAACUAAAUUUCGUUAUAGCGAACAAUUUUGACUGUAAUUUAUGUAAAGUAUUUAAAAGAAAAGCUUUUAUA